Molecule: messenger RNA, 1737 nt
Organism: Nymphaea colorata (pocket water lily)
Lineage: Eukaryota; Viridiplantae; Streptophyta; Magnoliopsida; Nymphaeales; Nymphaeaceae
Product: transcription factor RF2b-like
Exons: 4
Coding region: 112-1191 (359 amino acids)
Biological process (GO): regulation of DNA-templated transcription
Cellular component (GO): nucleus
Molecular function (GO): DNA-binding transcription factor activity
Source: RefSeq, a predicted model, not a curated record
UUCGUCAUGCACUGAGAUCCUGCAGCGUCGCCUGGCCCUGCAUUUUCCCUCCUCUUACGAGUAAAAUAAAUCUGAGGCCACCAUCGUCGCCUCCCCUCCAAUGCAGACACGAUGAUGCACAGAAGAUCCCAGUCCGAGGCCUCCCUGCGCCUCUUCCCCAGUGACCUGGCCGGAUUCGGCCCGGAGGCCGCUUUUUCCGGCGCUCCCUCCGAUGCGAACGUCGUCGGAAUGCGUGGCUCUGACGAUGGUGGUGGGGAGAGAGAUGAGGAUGUGGUGGAGGAGGAGGAAGAAGAAGGCGACAAUCUGUUCUGCACCUUCAUGGACAUCGAGAAGCUCGGGUCGUCCACCACUAGCAACGAUUCAAAGUCUGGGGAUGGGAAGAAGGCGGUGGAGAUCUCGUCAAAGGAUUAUCCCAAUGUGGGUGCUGGUCAGGAUGGUGGCGCCACCGGGUCGGCGGCGAUGGCGGGGCCUGCGAGGAACGCCAGGCAUCGGCACAGCAAUUCGGUUGAUGGGUCGUCUUGCUUGAGAAUGGACGGCCUGUUUGGAGACGCGGCGGAGGUGAAGAAGGCUAUGUCUGCUGAGAAGCUCGCCGAGCUCGCCGCGGUCGAUCCGAAGAGGGCCAAGAGGAUUCUUGCUAAUCGUCAGUCUGCUGCUCGAUCGAAAGAAAGAAAGGCUCGAUACAUAUUGGAACUUGAGCGCAGGGUUCAAACUCUUCAAACGGAGGCCACUACUCUUUCAGCACAGCUCACCUUAAUUCAGCGAGAUACAACCGGAUUAACAAGUGAGAAUGCAGAACUGAAGCUUCGGUUGCAAGCAAUGGAACAGCAAGCUCAGUUACGUGAUGCUCUUAAUGAAGCCCUUAGGGAGGAAGUACAAAGACUCAAGAUUGCCACAGGCGAAAUGUUGCCAAAUUCUGCUGAUUCAUUUAAUGUUGGUGGACACCACAUGGCUAUGAAUCAACCGUUUUUGCCUGGCAGACAUCAAACUGUUCAUCCUAACAUGCUACCCCCACAGUUUCAUCCACCUCAGUUUGCCAUGAAUAAUCAAAUGCUUGCACAUUCUCAUGUGCUUUCUGAGAACAUGCAUCCGGAAUCCCUUAGCCGCAUGCAGGGUCUUGAUAUUAAUAGGGGUCCGCAUGUUAAAUCAGAAGGAUCUUCAAUCUCAGCAAGUGAAAGCAGUACUACUUUUUGAGUUGGUUCCUCAAAAUCUGCUACAGAUUGUUCUCUUGUGCAUAUCCUUAUGCCCGUAAUCUUUUCAUCUCAUAAGCUUAGUUUGAUUUUUUUAUUUGUCGUUCAUCCCCAUAGACCAUAGCCUUUUCUUCUACCAUUCUCAUUGAGUGGGGGGCUGUAUCUGCCCUAGAUUGUGCUAAUGUAUUCUGUUCUCUUGUCUGUUUAUUGUAUCAAUUCAUCUGACAACUGAAACUAUGGGGAACUGAACUAUAGCGGAUUAUUUUUAUUCGGAACCGCUUUUUUGUUUUCAAUUUUCUUAUGCUGUGUGAAUAUUUAAAGAAGGAUGGAGCAAUUUGUUGUCCUUGUAUGGGACAGAUUUCAUGUCUAAUGGAGGGUUCUGAGAAGUCGGGCUUUGGGGUGUCAUAGUGGAAGUUGCUCUUUGUUCAGGAUUUUUUUUCCUCUUUGUUUUCAAUGAGUUGCUUUGGAUUCAUAAUGCAUGUAUUUGGAUUUUGUGUGAACUCUUAAUGUAACCAUCAAGGUUUCUUAUUUAUGGAUUCAUCAGAGCUUA